GUCACUUGGACUUCCCGUAAAACGAAAGAAUUCCGAUUUGGAAGACAGGAAAGCAGGAAUGACAAUGACUCCGAACAUGAUCCUAUUUGUUGCUGUCUUUGGAAUUUUUGUUGUGUUAGUAAAGUCACAAAGCUACGAUGUCCUUUGCUCUGAUAUCAGAGGUGAUAAGUGCGUGAAGGAUGAAAACUGCAAAUGCUCAGAAGCUACCUUCAUUUGUAACAGAUUCUCAAGAUGCGAUCGGCCUACGCUAGAGGAUAUCCGGUACAGACAGCCGUGUCGUGGCAUCUUCAAAAGUUCUUGCGUAGACGACUCAGACUGUAACUGCAAAGGAGAUCGAUUAGUUUGCGAAGACAACGAAUGUGUAAGAUCAAAAACGAUAACGGCAUUUUGAACUUGGAGAAAAACGUCUUGAACGAUGAUGGGUCAAGUGAAGAAUGACAGAAUCGUGUGUUCCAUUAAUUGUACUACUGUUAAAUACUGUCAACAGGAAAAAUAACUGUUGAUGAGUAUAUAAAUGAUAUUGUAAGGCAAUAAAAACAGAAUGCUGUCAAAGAA
Messenger RNA from Actinia tenebrosa (Australian red waratah sea anemone), 555 nucleotides. RefSeq lists its product as uncharacterized. Lineage: Eukaryota; Metazoa; Cnidaria; Anthozoa; Actiniaria; Actiniidae. The record is from RefSeq and is a predicted model, not a curated record.